AUGGCCGCCAUCUACCUGUUCGGAGAGGCUCUCACCACGCAUCAAAUAUGUGCUAUGCACAGGCUUGGACCUGGAUAUAAGAGCCAAUUCCGUUUUGACAACGAAUGCAACAUCAGUUUACCGGAGAAUCACAAACGGGUGAGCGAAUCCGCUCCCGCGCUUGACACUGACCUCCCGGAAACCCCCGAUCCCAUAGAUCCCGUCUCCCAAACACCCGAAGACGCGACUGUGACCACCGACGGCGAAGGCGCUUGCGUUGUAGUUAAAGAGGAUGCUACGCCGCGCGGGCGACGCUUGGCGGACCAGGCGCGCGAAGUGGCCGCUGCGCAUGCGUCCCUGCUCGUAGAUAUUGAAGCAUGCAAGCGUGUGCUAUAUGACGGCAAACUGUCAUCCGCCAUAGUGUUUAUGUACAACCCUGUUGCGACGGACGGCCAACUUUGCUUACAGUCGGCUCCUAAAGGCAAUGUCUCGUACUUUGUGCAUACGCCGCAUGCAUUGAUGCUACAGGAAGUAAAAGCCGUCGUGACGCAUUCGAUUCACAGCGCUCUCAAUUCUAUCGGCGGUGUUCAAGUCUUAUUUCCUCUGUUCGCGCAGCUAGAUCUGCCUCACGAUGCUCCUGCGAAUGAUCCGAAACGAGAUCCAAUGUUGUGCUCGAAACUCCUCGGAUUCGUCUGUUCCUUGGUUGAGUCAUGCAGCACGGUGCAGCAACAUAUGCUGCAGUGUCGCGGGUUUCUAGUCAUUUCGCACAUGCUGCAGCGGUGCGCGCGAGAACACCUCACGCCCGACACUCUCGCUUCCUUCUUACAUCUCACGAAACACCUCGUAACCUGCUGUUCUCCUAACUCCGAUCUGUUACUGAAACAGCUGCUGGACCACAUCUUGUUCAAUCCGGCGCUGUGGAUCCACACGCCGGCCGCCGUUCAAGCCCGCCUCUACUGCUACUUGGCGACAGACUUCCUUGCCGAUGCGCAUAUCUACGGUAGUGUCAGACGGGUUAGCACCGUCCUGCAGACAGUACACACGCUGAAAUAUUACUAUUGGGUUGUCAACCCUAAGACGAAAAGUGGCAUCACGCCGAAAGGCAUAGACGGUCCACGACCAGCUCAUAAGGAUAUCCUCACGAUACGAGCCUACAUCUUGCUGUUUCUUAAGCAGUUGAUUAUGAUUGGAAACGGCGUGAAGGAGGAUGAGCUUCAGUCUAUUCUGAACUAUCUCACGACUAUGCAUGAAGACGAAAAUCUCCACGAUGUGCUGCAAAUGUUGAUAUCCUUGAUGUCAGAGCACCCGAGCUCCAUGGUUCCUGCCUUCGAUGCUAAGGGUGGAGUCCGAACCAUUUUCAAGCUCCUUUCGUCGGAAAGUCAAUUAAUAAGGCUACAAGCACUAAAAUUACUCGGUUUCUUCUUAAGCAGAAGUACACAUAAACGCAAAUAUGACGUAAUGUCUCCUCACAAUCUGUACACGCUGUUGGCAACUCGGCUCAGCGCUUGCGGCGAGGCGCUCUCGCUGCCCGUUUACAAUGCACUGUAUGAACUACUCACGGAGCACGUCGGGCAGCAGAUUCUUUAUACUAGUCAUCCCGAACCUCAGCCACAUUUUCGCCUCGAGAACCCAAUGAUCCUCAAAGUUGUAGCCACACUCAUUCGACAAUCGAAGCAAACUGAACAACUUCUUGAAGUGAAAAAACUAUUUCUCUCGGACAUGACGUUAUUGUGCAGUAACAACAGAGAAAACAGACGCACUGUACUUCAAAUGUCUGUAUGGCAAGAGUGGCUAAUAGCUCUAGCCUAUAUCCACCCCAAGAGCACAGAAGAACAGAAAAUUUCUGACAUGGUGUACUCACUCUUCAGGAUGCUCCUGCACCACGCAAUAAAGCAUGAGUACGGCGGGUGGAGAGUUUGGGUCGACACUUUGGCUAUUGUACAUUCUAAGGUAUCCUACGAGGAAUUCAAACUUCAAUUUGCUCAAAUGUAUGAGCACUAUGAACAACGUCGCGCCGAUAAUAUUACAGAUCCCGCUGAGCGGCAGCAGCGGCCCAUUUCCACCAUAUCGGGGUGGGACCGGCAUACUGAGCCGCAACACCUUAAUAGUCGCGUCGUACCGGAUACUGAUCACAGUGUUGAUAGCUCCCCGGAUACGAUUCGCAAACAAAAAGUUCUCAAUCAUGCCGCCCAAACUGAAAUCGGCAAAGGUUUAUCCCUCCGAGAAAUCGAAUCGUGCAAUUGUAACAAGUCAAACGAAAGUAUCGAUGACAGUCGGACUACAGUAGUUUAUAGUGAAGUGUGUAAAGUUCAUAGUCCUGCCAAAAAUGUUCGUACCGAAGUGCCCUGCGACGAAGGUUGUGAUAGUGAUAAACGUACAGAAUUAGAACAUGUCAUCGAUGACCAAACCGAAGACAGAACCCUCAAUUCUAAUAGCGACUUAGUUCAAUCCAUAUUGGAAAAUAAGCUAUUGGAAAGCUCAGAAUCUGGAAUCGUUACAAGCGAACCGGUAACUGAUAAGCCACUAUCGAGACAAGGUAGUCUCGAUUACAUUCCAGUGAGGGACGUCGGAGAGAACUUGAUUAAAGAAGAUAAUACUGACAGAAGUGAAGGUCUACCUUCCAGUUUAUCCGCCAGUGAAACAGCAAGCCCCGAAAGAGUAUUAGAAGGCUUAAGCGCUGGUAAUGAAAGGGAAUCAGAACUCUCAGAUAGGUCGGAGUUGUACCUUACUCCAAGCGAAGCAACGAGCCCAAAGAAAUUACAAGAUAAGACUGAUACUAGUAUACCUGAUGAAAUAACCACAGAUGAUCCUAAACAUGUUGCCAUAAACAUUGUUAAUGAUGUUUUAACAAUUGCACUAGAAACUGUAAGGUUGAAAACAGACGACGAUACCGAUUCCGGUGCCAUAUCUGGAGGUCUCAACUCCGAAGGUAACACUCCCAACGGAAGAGAAGAUUUAGAGCAAGAUAUUGAAGAUAUUGUUGAUCAGAAAAAUAAUAUUGAAUUAAUGGCUAGUGAUUUAGUUUCUGAGAUUGUAGAUACUGUUGUUUCAAAAAGUGAAGAAAAUAAUACAGUUGCUUCCGAAACACAGGAUUUAAAUAAACCUACAGAAACCCCUGUAACCAUAGACAGUGAAUUUAAUAUUUCCAGUAAACUUGAUAAAGAGGAUGUCAACGAUAUCGAUGUAAAUGAAGAAAAUGAAAAAAAUGAUCGUUUGCGGUUUGAUUCAGAUGAUGCAGAACAAAAAACAGAAGUACCUUCUAUAUCGACCAUAAGCGAAAACAUUUCUUUAGCUAAUAAAAAGGAACAGGAAAAUUUACAAGAAGAAGAGAAGAGUAUUGAAAGCGACCGAGAAAAGCGACGCGUAAGCUUACCUGGUAAUAGCGACAUGACACAAGACUCGCACCGGGGUGAGGGCAUAUCCUCACAAGGAACAAACACGUCCACGUCGCCUAAGCGACCCCGCAGCGCUUCGACGAGUACUCAAGUGGACUCCAAUCACUUUGAGUGUUCUCGGUCGGCGCGAGCGUCGCGCGCAAUGUUUUCACCUGGUCCCACUAGGCCACCGUUCCGAAUCCCAGAGUUUCGUUGGUCUUACAUACAUCAGCGGCUUCUUUCCGACGUGCUAUUUUCACUGGAGACUGACAUUCAGGUCUGGCGCAGUCACUCUACCAAGUCAGUAAUCGACUUUGUAAAUAGCAGCGAGAAUGCAAUUUUCGUGGUGAACACGGUGCACCUGAUUAGCCAACUCGCUGACAACCUUAUUAUCGCAUGCGGAGGUCUACUUCCACUUCUGGCUUCUGCUACCUCGCCCAAUAACGAAUUAGACGUGAUCGAGCCGACGCAAGGAAUGCCAGUGGAAGUGGCGGUGACUUUCCUUCAACGGCUCGUGUCGAUGGCCGACGUGCUAAUCUUCGCCAGUGCGCUCAAUUUCGCCGAAUUGGAAGCUGAAAAGAACAUGUCCAGCGGUGGUAUCCUUCGCCAGUGUCUACGACUGGUUUGCACGUGCGCCGUCCGCAACUGCCUCGAGUGCAAGGAGCGACAGCGCUGCGCCUCGCGCCCCGCACGGAGUUCUGAAUCGCCCUCGCCCAAGAGUGUGGUUGCAAGCUUGGCGGAAGUUUCCAGUCCUGUAAAGGACCCCGAAAGGCUUUUACAAGAUAUGGAUGUGAAUCGCCUGCGUGCUGUUAUUUAUAGAGACGUGGAGGAGACAAAACAAGCUCAGUUCCUAUCACUGGCAAUCGUGUAUUUUAUAUCAGUGCUGAUGGUGUCGAAGUACCGGGAUAUUCUGGAACCGCCUGCGCACGCUCACGCUAACACGGACUGCGCGCGUAGGCUUCACCACGCACAUGACCACCACGAUCACAACGGAGAAGAUGUGGAAUACGCGAUGAUUGUAGUCGACGAGAAUAACUCUACCAUCAACGAGCUUGACUCGCCGUCUAUGAAGGAAGGGGAGGAAAGCGUCGCGAAAAUUGAGACCAGCACGGACGAAGUGAAGCCUAAUACGAGCGAAAAGAACAUUUUAGAAGUCACGCCCAGCUUAGAGAAAGAAGAACCGCUGUUCAAAUCGAGCCUGCGUCUGAGGUCGAUGCCGAAGCCAAAGAGCGUGGAUUCAAUCGAGGACGCUGGAUCUUUCCAUUUGAAUUCAACAGAAACAACGAAUAACGACCCAGAGACAUCUAGCGAGAUUGCCUUAGACGACAACAAAUUACCUGUCAGUAAUGACGAGUCGUGGACAGAUGUAAAUUUAAACGAAGACGCGGAAAGAGGACCCGCUACCAUAACACGAGCACGAGACCACGAAGAUAUCGAGAAACAAAUUCAGCUACGCAGUGAGCACCACGUGCAAAGGUUGCAGAAUAGAAGUCUACAAGUUGCUCAAAGACAUUUGCACCAGGAAGCGGAGACGGCUUCAAGUAUGUCGGUGUGUGCUGAUGGAGAAGCGAUGGGUGACGGUGAAGGUCCCGGUGUAGUCGAAGGCGCAUCCCGGGAAGCGUCCCUGACACACAAACUAGAGCGAGCCUUGGGUGCUGUGUGCCCGCUUCUCCGUGAAAUAAUGCUGGACUUUGCACCUUUUCUCUCCAAGACACUCGUAGGCAGCCAUGGCCAGGAACUGUUGAUGGAAGGUCUCCAAACGUUCAAAUCCAGUACAUCGGUAGUAGAAUUAGUGAUGCUGCUGUGCUCCCAAGAGUGGCAGAAUUCGCUGCAGAAGCAUGCAGGUCUAGCGUUCAUUGAAUUGAUCAACGAGGGGCGUCUCCUGUCACACGCUAUGCGAGACCACAUCGUAAGGGUCGCCAACGAGGCAGAGUUCAUACUGAACAGGAUGAGAGCUGACGACGUAUUGAAACAUGCUGAUUUUGAGUGUCUGUGUGGAACGUGGAGUGGCGAACGAGCAGAAGAAGAGAGAACAUGCGAGCGCUUAAUAGCGGCUGCGAGACGACGUGACACAGUUGCGGCUGCGCGAAUGUUGGACAAGCUUAACCACGCUGCUCAAGCGCAUCGUGUGGGCUCGGAUUUAGUUGAGUGUGAAUUCUGGAAACUCGACUCGUGGGAAGAUGACGCGCGACGGCGACGCCGCCUGGUGCCAGAUCCACGAGGCCGCAGGCAUGACGCGCACACUGCUCACCAUGCCACACCGCAUCCACCUACAGAUGCCAUUCUUCAGGCGACAGAAGAAUUACACGCAAGAAUCGCUGGUGUGUCCGGAGGCGCUCAGCUUGCAGCAGCGCCCGCUCAAGAACUGCUCGAUGAUGCAGAGCUCCUCAUUGACGAACGCGAUGCCGAACAAGACUUAACUGGUCCCGUGAAUAUGAGUACGAAGGCGAAACUUGUGUCUGGUGGGAUCGUGGCUGGCGGUACUCUUUCGCUCACAUCAACGGAACUCUACUUCGAAGUCGACGAAGAAGAUCCGGAUUUCAAGAAGAUCGACCCUGAGGAUCCACAAAGACGGGAUGUUCCCACGUCAACAAGAGCGCCUGCGCAGACCGCUCUCCCAACCCGUCAUAAAUAA
Molecule: messenger RNA, 5988 nt
Organism: Leptosia nina
Lineage: Eukaryota; Metazoa; Arthropoda; Insecta; Lepidoptera; Pieridae
Source: the annotation of a GenBank genome assembly